CCAAACCCCAUUUCGUAUAAAUGCCAAACAUCGCGAACUCAGAAUCCAGUGGAUUUCUGACUGUUGCCAAGAUGUGUAACCUUGUUGUUGUGCUCGCAUUGCUGAUAUCUGUGGGAAGCUAUGGAGUGCUUUCCGCAUCCAAUGUCACGGGCCAUAUGGAAGAUUAUAUACGACAGAAUCAACGACAGUAUGAGGCUAGAUUGAAAAAAUAUGAGGAUGAAAUGGCUACAUUUCGUGAGACCUAUGGACGAGAAUUGCGAGCAAUUUCAGUGCAGGCGGAUCAAUUGCAAUUAAAGCUAGAGGAGGCCACAGAACGCCUGCGUCCACUUGAACUUAUUGAUUCCUGGCACCGGCAAUGUGUACAGAAUUACUCAGCAAGUCUACCAACGAUAGUCGCAAUGCGAACUGCUCUCACCGCUUGCUCGACUGGAGCCCAAAACAAUCUCAACGGUCACCUGCAGAAUUCUGUGAAUACCUACAAUAGCCUCAAGAGCUAUCACGCCAACAAUGUGAAAGCGUUGUUUACCGAUUGUGAAAAGCGUCAUCCCGCAUCCCAACAGAACUAUACAGAUUGCAUUACAACUGCGAUUGCCACGGCCAAUACGAAUACAAUUGCCAACCAGAAGAACUUCAACACAUACAUGCAACAGUCGAACUGUGCAGCUAAUACACGUAUUAACCAGGCCUGGGAAUGUGCCUUCACCACUGUUCAUAGCACCAUUUCAACAUUGGCAGUAUCCUUACGCCUUAUUGAUGAUUGCAUUGCUAACAAGUUGGCCUGUGCAUCCGUUUCCUGCACUACAGGCUGUAAGAAUCACAUGGUUAUUAUCUUAGACGACAACGAUUUCUUAAUUCCCACCAUUAAUAAUCCCUUCUAUGGAUUUAAUAGUAAUCUCAGUUGCCUAGAGAUUAAGUUCAAGGUCGAAAAUUCUAAUGUGGUCAUCAACGAUAAAAGAAAUUAAAAACUUUUAAAAUAUAUUGUCUAAGUAUGUAAGCAAAUAUACAUAGCUAAACAAAUAAUGUUUUAAAAACAUGAUAAUUAAAUAUGCAAAUACAGUUGUUAGCGGGAUAAACAUCUGAGUACACGUAAGGCCAAUUUAUCUUCCUUGAUUCUGUAAACUUAAAGAUACCAAAUUCUUUUUGUACCAACACUGAUAAAAAACAACAAUAUAUUUUUUGUUAAGGGAAAAAUAGAGUAAAGAUUUUAUGGAUGAAAAAAAAAAUAAAUUUAAAAAAAUGUUAACAGUGCA
This is a messenger RNA of Drosophila innubila, 1250 nucleotides long. RefSeq lists its product as uncharacterized. The record is from RefSeq and is a predicted model, not a curated record. Bases 21 to 962 code for a protein of 313 amino acids. The transcript is spliced from 2 exons. Lineage: Eukaryota; Metazoa; Arthropoda; Insecta; Diptera; Drosophilidae.